Molecule: messenger RNA, 3213 nt
Organism: Cokeromyces recurvatus
Lineage: Eukaryota; Fungi; Mucoromycota; Mucoromycetes; Mucorales; Mucoraceae
Product: CNH domain-containing protein
Exons: 6
Coding region: 1-3213 (1070 amino acids)
Molecular function (GO): guanyl-nucleotide exchange factor activity
Source: RefSeq, a predicted model, not a curated record
AUGUCUUAUAAUUAUCCUGUACAAAAUUAUUAUCAUGAUCAAUAUCCUGAUUAUGCAAAUACUUAUCUUGCACAUACUUCAGAGAUACGUCAAAAAAAGACAACGGUGAAUUACUCUUCUUUAAUAAAUAGCAAACAACAGCCUGUAAUAUCUAAUAGUAAUUUAACUCAUUCUAACAGUGUUUCUUCAUCAAAUUCUUCUUCCUUUACUAACCGUGAUGACACAGUCACAGUCAGUCCUGUCAUUACCAUACAACAGCAACAGCAACAACAACAACAACAACAACAAAAACAAAAACAACCUAAUUAUGCUUUCCUUUCAGUAUUAAGUAAAGUGUUUAUUAGACAUGUACGAGGCUUAGAACAUGUACGUGAAUUAUUUUGUGCAAACGAAUAUCCGGAAUCAUUUACCGGUAAAGAGGCAAUUAAAAUAUUGCAUAAUUUAUUAGAUGGUAUCUCCGAAGGAUAUUGCAUUUUAAUAGCUAAUGCCCUUAUGAAAUCCAAACCGCCUCUUUUUGACCCCAUUCAUUAUUCCCAAAAAUCAAUUAUCCAGGGUACUGUCUUUAAUUCCUCUGACGAAUACUAUACAUUACAAGAUGAUGUUGACGAAAACAACAAUGAAAAUAUACCCACAGGCGUUUUGACUGGAUUAUUAGAAUGUUAUACCUAUCAUUGUUUACCUGGUAAAGGUGGUUGCUAUGCACCUCGGUGUCCUAAUAAACCAGACAUAUUUGCUGCUGAAUUUGAAAAUAAUCCAAUCAUCCUUCGUCAAAAGGAACGAUUCUCUUCUUCUUCAAUAACGACCGAUUCUCCUUUACCACACAUGUUGGAACUUACUACGUCACAUACAGCAUGGGCGCAACGUGCUCCUAAGGAAAUUAUAUCCACUCUUUCAAAAAAGGAAAUUGCUCGUCAAGAGGCAAUCAAUGAGCUGAUCUAUUCGGAGGAUGUCUAUAAACAUGACCUGGAAACUCUUUCAGAGGUUAUCAUUCAUCCUCUUUUAGAAAAUAAACCUUCUAUUAUUAACUCAUCAAAGCGACGCGAAGAAUUUAUCACACAGGUCUUUGGAAACUAUAAAGAGCUAAUUGAUAUCAGUACAGCACUCCUUAGAGACCUUUUAGCACUUCAACAGCAACAUAUAUGUGUACCCAUGAUUGGUGAUGUCCUCAUUAAGCACACUGCCUAUUUUGAGGACCCCUUCACGCGCUAUUGUCCUCGCGUUGCUUUAGCAGAAUACUUGUUUAAGGCUGAAGAGCGUCAAAACCCAGAAUUUGCGAAAUUUGUUGUACACACUGAGCGUAAUAAGAGGAUGCGUCGUCUAGCCUUGCGUCAUUUCCUCUUGAAUCCAGUAACUCGUCUUCAGCGUUACCCGCUCCUCCUUGAAGCCAUUUUGAAAAAAACGGAGAAUACACAUCCUGAUCAUGCCUAUUUAACAAAAUCGAUUGACAUGAUAAAAAAAUGUGCCUCUCAUUCUGAUACACUCUCUGCUCUUUUCAAGAAACGUGUUGAAAUACUUGAAAUUAAUGAUGCUAUCAACUUUAAACAGGGCGAAUAUCAAGAUUUACAGUUGACAGAUCCUCAUCGUCGUUUGUAUUAUCAAGGUGACCUCAAGAGGCGUCGUAUGAAUGGUAUUGAAAUGGAGAAAACAGAUAUUCACGUUUUUGUCUUUGAUCAUUUGGUCUUGAUGACAAAGCUUCGAAAAUCAACGACUGCAACGCCUCAAGAUGAGUACCGUGUCUGGAGGAGGCCCAUUCCUCUACAGAUGCUUUAUAUAGGUCAUAGUAGUCAGGAUAUGUCGUUAUUAGGGUCGUCGUCAGCAUCAUCGUCAUCCAUAGGUAUAGCCGCUACUGGGGGUAGUCAUCAUUAUCUUCAUAGUAGUGCGGCGUUAUUGACUAACAAUAAUGGAUUAUUAUUACCCUUAACGUUACAGCAUUUGGGUCAACGUGAUGGUGUCUACCAUUUUGUAUGUACUACAUCAGAAGAGAAACAGAAAUGGUUGUCAGCUAUUGAAGAAGCUAAAUUGUCUUUGAAAAAACGUUUAGGUGAAGAUGUGUAUGAUUUAAUUACUUUGGAUGAUACUUCAUUUAGAUAUUCCUCAGCAGCUACCAUUUCUAAUAAUGCUAUUAAAAAUGGGAGAAUUAAUUGUACAGUUCUCUUUACUUCUAUAAAUAAUGAUAAGAAAUUAGCUAUAGGAACAGAUAAUGGAAUUUAUGUUAAAUCUAUUCAUAGUCAAACAACAACAGUACAACGAGUUUUAUCAUCUGAAAAUGUAACUCAGUUAGCUAUUAUAGAGAAAUGUAAUAUCUUGAUAGUUUUAGCAGAUAAAACACUAACAGCCUAUCCGCUUGACAUGUUAUUAACCAAUGGCACUACAUAUAAUAAGAAAUCGACAUCCAUUGAUCGUUUAGGACAAGAGCUAGGCCAACAUAUUCAUUUUUUCCAAGUAGGCGUUUAUAAUAACAAGGACCUUGUUAUCUUUAAAAAGAAAAAGAAUACAUCUAGUAUUUUUACUCUAUUGGAACCUCUUUAUAAUCUUCGUGAUCCCAAAAAUCAGAAAUACAUUACGCCAAAGACUGGGUUUAUGAUUAAAAAUAGAUCCAGUCAUUUAUGGUUUAAAAAAUAUAAGGAAUUUUAUGUGGGGGCAGAAUCAAGUAACGUUCAUUUCUUAAAAUCUAAAUUAUUGAUUGUCUGUGAAAGAGGAUUUGAAAUUAUUGAUCCAGAGAAUUUGAGCGUAGGAGGAAGAGAUAUACCUGAUAAGGGAGACCCUCAAUUUAAUUUUGUACAUAGACAAGCAGAAUCUAUCAAACCUUUGGCCAUGUAUCGUGUACAUGAUAAAUUUUUACUAUGUUAUAACAGGUUUGCGUUUUAUGUCAAUAACCGAAAUGGAUCAUUAGUUCAACGAGGACCACAAAAACUUCCUUUAUUAUGUGAAUGGGAAGGUAAUCCUGAACAUAUUGUUUAUCAAUACCCUUAUAUCAUUGCCUUUAGUGUACAAUUUAUAGAAAUUCGACAUGUUGAUACUGGAGGUCUUGUCCAAAUUAUUCCAGGAGAUCAAAUUCGAUUAACUUAUUAUCAGCAAACAUCCCCUAGUGAUACUACAGCACCUGUUGUAAUUCAUGGAUGUAUGACUCAUUCACAAAGAUCUGAUGUUCAACAUGUAUUUUAUUUAAAACUUAAUCCUCAACGUAGUAAUAAUGCACGUAAAUUCAUUUAA